Messenger RNA from Spirometra erinaceieuropaei, 2060 nucleotides. Lineage: Eukaryota; Metazoa; Platyhelminthes; Cestoda; Diphyllobothriidea; Diphyllobothriidae. The record is from the annotation of a GenBank genome assembly.
AUGGAGCCCUUGGUAAAUCGCCGCGGAGUAAGGCCUAAUGACUAUAAUCCACAAAGUACGUUCUUACUCGAUUGUGCUAUUAAUGACGUGAUACUCCUAAAGGUUGAACAGACAAUUUUGAGUUUUUUUUAAAUUGGCUCUUUAAUGUUUGUUUAUUUGUCUGUCUGAACGUAAACUAAAGCCAUUCACUCCGAUAAUGUAGAGGUGUCUUUACUUAGGUUGCUUAUCCAUAAUUGCAUAACCGGUUAAAAUUUUCGAUUUUCAUGAGCCAUCCAAUUUUAAGUUUAAUGGAACACUGGGAAAUAAGCUCAGACAGGUGGAAGAAAGUCUCGUCGGAGGAGUGAAUAUUGUUCGAGGAAAUUAGUAGAAACAGUGAACUCUCACGAAUGGAAGUGAAUAUGCCAGUCCCAAGUUCUUGCAAGGAAGGUGAAUGCGCGAUCACUGUGACAAUAGAUGCAUUGAUCUUAAUCCAAAAGCUCAGACUAACACAAAUAUUGUCCCAAUGACCGUACGUUUAUUUUCUUUAGAGAGAAAACCCUGUCAACACAUCACUAGGUACGGACCACAUGGUGUUUUUGUUUAAUAAACUACAAACACUCUACGAAAUUAGACCAGUCAAGAGCCCUUAUCAUGUCUCCCAAAGUCUACUGGUUGGUCCUAAUUGAAGGAAAUGCCUUUCAUGGAUCAAAUGAUUGCGGACGAUGUAAACAAAUAGAUACUGAGAAAUUCGUAGUUUUCAGCCAACGAAAGGUCUAUUAUCAGCCGCAGAUUUUUUGAUAAUAAAAUAAGUCAAAAGUACAAAGUCGAAUUUUUGACUAGAAAAUAUUUUAGUAUUAAUACUCUGUCACAGUCCUACACGGAUAUAUCUUUACCAGUCUAUUUUGGCCUCCUUCAGGCAAAAGAUUCAAAUAUGCAUCUAUCAGAACUAUAGAAAACUCUUCAAAUGGACGCUCAGACAAUAAAGACCUCACAGAAGAAUCCCUAGUCCACAACAAUCAGCAGUCAGCCGGUUUGAAUGAGUUAGUUUUCGGCAGAGCACAGUGUAUCAAUUUUGAACGGCAACAUGCCACUGAAACACAUUGCAACCCACCGGCUAUCCUUCCCCUCGGAUCGCUAUCUGAAAUAACCGAUCAUCUUCCUGUGUUCGACGAAACCUUUGUGAACUUAUAUUCCUCCCUCUCUUCAUUCAACUCCUGUGCUUCCGAGGACACCUAUAAAGGGUCUGACCGACUGACUUUACCAGAUGAGCUACUCCUAAAGCCUAACCUGUAUGAAACUUGCGACCAAAACAACUACCUGGACCUGUCUUUCCUACCGGAUGAAAGCGCUCUUUUCCUUGACGAUAACACUCCUGCGCAGGAAACCUAUUCAGCAGUUGAUGAAAUCAAUGGCUUUCCUGAUCUCUCCACAUCACUGGACCAUGCAGUGGAUGUCAACGAACUGCUCGAAUUAAUUGACACUAGUCUGCCAACACCCCAAGAUCCGGUGUCUGAUUUCGCUCUAGAGUCUUUCAUUAAUACAGACACAGACAGUCUGCCCGAGAUUGACUUUGACAUGGAGGACAUGAAGGAAACUGAACGUGUCUUACAAUCUUUCGCGGACUACGUAAGUCAUCUUUUUUUCUGGAUAGGAAAGUGCAUGCACUCAUGUCAUAGUUUUACCAGCAAAGCUAACUCUGUUGUCCCACGUGAAGGAUUAACUUCAUGUUUAAUUUGUAAUUGCAUUCAUUGUAGGAGGAAGUCUACGCUCGCGGACGUUUGGUUGAAGCGGCAACAAAUACCUCGUCGACAGACAACCAGCCCAUUGAAAUGACAUCCGGUUGUGCUACACCUCAUAGUCGAGCUGUAGUUUGCAACAUGGAUACGGAUCGUGAGAAGGAAAGGCGACAGAAAAACAACGAGGCUUCGCGACGGUCCAGAGCUAAGAGAAAAAACAGAUUUAAAGCAUGUGAGGAGAAAGUCGAUCGACUAGAAAUGGCUAAUUUAGAACUGAAAUUCUACAUUGAACGUCUGGAUGUUGCUAUACAGGAGGCGAAGGAUAUGCUUCUGUUGCGAAUUUGA